Messenger RNA from Cydia pomonella (codling moth), 4085 nucleotides. Its product is annotated as aminopeptidase N-like. Gene Ontology annotation, molecular function: zinc ion binding; peptide binding; metalloaminopeptidase activity. The record is from RefSeq and is a predicted model, not a curated record. The coding region runs from base 640 to 3756 and encodes 1038 amino acids. The transcript has 14 exons. Gene Ontology annotation, cellular component: cytoplasm. Gene Ontology annotation, biological process: peptide catabolic process; proteolysis. Lineage: Eukaryota; Metazoa; Arthropoda; Insecta; Lepidoptera; Tortricidae.
UUUUGACACAUUCAAAUAGAAGUAUACCUACAACAUUUUCUAAAAAUAUGGGCAUGUAUAUAUAAGAUUAAACUUACUUAAAAAAAAAACAUUUUGGCCUUAAGAAGGCUAAGUCGCAGAAUUAAUUAAUGUACUAAGUAGGUACAGUCAGCAUCAACAGUAGUGGAUGAAACAACGCAUGAAAAUUAUCUGCCACCCUCUAAUACUCUUACAAAUAGAGAUAUAUCUCUAUAAUUCGCGCCCAAACAUAUCUUUUUUAAUCUAAUUGCUCUACAUAUAGAGACAUGUCUCCCUUUGUUAUUAGAGAAUAGUAGAUACUUUUGACGCGCAGUAUAGUCCAUUCUUUUUGGCGCUGACUAUACAUAUACAUCACUUGGUGAUAAUGACUCAUAGGUAUUCUCAAAGUGCGUUGUUUGAUCGUAAGCAUCUACUUGGCCAUACUUAACCUUGUUGUGUCUGAUAAAUAUUUCAACGCUUUAUCUUACAACUGUGAAAAACCAAAAAGUCAUUUAGCUACAGCAAUCAAUCAAUUUAUAGUAGAUAUUGACGGAUAAAAAAAUCAGUUUAGAACUCAUGCCCAAGAUCUACGCAUCGAUGCAAGACCACGUUCGAGAAGUAAAUUUUUAAUCCGCGAACAAAAUGCGGUCUGUACUUGUUUUCUGUUUCAUUCUCGGUGUAGUGUCAUCGUUGCCAAUAAAAAUUGAAGAAGAACCGGACUUACAAAUUCUUCAAGAAGUACCAGAAUCGUCACUGCCUGAUUUACCCGAAGAUGAUGUCGUAGAACAUGAUCCAGAUUUUCCCAUUUUACCAGAGUUACCAUUACCAGAGACAACAGAAGAUGAAAUCGAAGGAGUCGACCCCGAUUUACCAAUUCAUCCAGAGGUACCAACACCAAUAAUAGACACGCCUGAGAACCCGGAAGUUGUUCAAUCCGAUUUGCUUGAAGAUUGUAUCGACGAAAGUGAACCAAGCCAUCCCGAAUCACCAGAUAAUAUACCAAUAAUGAUUGAAAAUGGCAUUGAAGAAGGAAAUAAUAUAACCAUGAGGAAUCAAAUUCGACCUGGCAUGCACGUAUCCAGCUACUUGGUAGAACUUGAACCUAACUCAGCCAGUGGCACUUUUAGCGGACGUUUAACAGCUUCAGUGAUAAUAAGUGAUGCUAAUACACUAGAGGAUCCUAUUGUUUUCCAUGUAGAAGAUCUGAAUAUAAAUUCUGUAAUGUUCUCAAUCACUGGAAGUUCAACAAUGAACGCUGCUGACUUUGACGUCGAUGAUGGUCUCUUGGAAAUUGAAACUGGGGUCGAAAUGUCACUGUACACACUGUUCAUUGAAUACACUGGCUCAUUGAGUAACACUGGUUCUGGAUUUUGGACGGGAGAAUUCAAUAAUGAUAAUAUCAACUACUUGGCAAUGAACCUGCACGCUACGAACGCCCGGCGGGUGUUCCCUUGCAUGGAUGAGCUCACGGAACCAUCGACUAUCUCAUUCACCUUCAAUAACAUCCCAUACAAUAAUAUCUUCAUGAAUUCUGCUCUAGAAGACAACACUAACGGUCAAUUCAAAGCAUUGCUUGGUCCUGCGGUGCUUUGGGGCAUGGUUGCUCACAACUUUAACAACAUCAACAACCCUACUGCUGGCGUGCAACUUUAUGCUCGUCCAGGAGUCAUCAACCAAGAGAACCAGGCUUCAGUUGCCAUCAAUUCCUAUUUCAACAACCUGGAACUGUGGACUCAGAAACCUUAUAAUGAAAUCGUUCUGGACCAAGACGGAAGGAUGCUUGUUAUUGCGUUACCUGAUGUGCAUAAAGAUUGGUAUGCCUUGUCGACGGUUUGCAUUUGGGAACCAUACCUCUUGAUGGAACGGGUUAAUUCAGCGAAACAGAGAAAGGAAGCCUUAUCUGAGAUAGCCAUCGCAGUAGCUAGGCAGUGGUAUGGAUAUGUCAUCUAUCCCGAGAACUGGCGCUUCCAAUGGGUGAUCCAAGGCCUUGCGUCUUACACAGGCUACGAGCUCAAUAAAGAAUUCCAAAAUAACCAACUAUUAGACGUGACACUCGUGGACUUCAACACUGUAUUUGUAACUGACGUCAUCCAAGAAGCCUUGUACCGAGACGGCUACGCCAUCGCCCGUCCUCUAGAGCCUGCUGAAGAUAUCUUCGAAGAAGACGAAAUAAGGGACCACAUCGCAGGCCAUCAGUUAUUGAAAUACAAAGCACCAGCGAUAAUGAACAUGCUCAAACAUAUUCUUGGCAGUGAGGAACAGGAUUUCAUUCGGACAGCUGGACAGAUACUCUUGAACAGCAGGGCAUUAGAAACAGUAAACUCGCGAUUCUUUAUCGACGCUAUAAACGCUGAAUGGUGGACCAACGGCAAUAGCAUGGUGGAUGACAUAGCGGAGUUUCUGGAGCCGUGGCUUCAGUCGAAUGGCUACCCGACUCUUCACGUCGGGUUGAGGCAAGGCGGCGUUCUGCUUACCCAGGAAAAGUUCGGGUUCACCGCAGGGGCUCAAGUAACUUACCAGAUCCCAGUCACUUGGACGUCGAACAUCAGCCCCAACUACGAAAUCAACGAAAUCAGAAUGAUGGAUAACACUAUGACCAUCAACGUUCCGCUGGAUGAAGAAGACUUCCUGUUGUUUAACAUUCAGGGACAAGGUUACUACCGUGUCAACUACGAUUUGGCUCUAUGGGAGAGGAUUAUAUGGGCCCUGGAAGAUCCCGAGCAACGCGAACUAAUCCACCCGCUCAACCGCGCUACACUCGUAGACGAUGCCCUAAACCUCGCAAGAGCCGGUGUACUGGACUACGACAUCGCCUUCCAAGUAGUCCUCACCAUGGAACAUGAGAUCAACUAUGCGCCAUGGAAGGCCUUCGUCAGGAACAUGAACUUCUUGCAGAAGAGGCUUCUUGCAAUGGUAGAAGACGACGAGGAUUUGGAUCCAGACAUUUACUUGAGAAUGGUCCGGCGGACAGUAGGCAGAGUGGAAAACGAGAUCGGCUUCUACCCUGACAUCUCUGUGACCGAGGACUCUGAUGUGGCAAUGACGCGAGGGCUGGUCAUGGAGCACGCCUGCAAGGCUGGCUACGCGCCGUGUGUGGCUGCAGCCAUUGAUUGGUUCUGGAAUCCUAAUGAUGGAGAUGUUGUUAACCCCGACAUACCGCAUGAAAUAAGGCCUGCAGUUUACUGCACCAUGGUUAGAGAAGGAGGUAACGACGUUAUCAACGCCCUGUACGCGCGCCUGGAGAUAGAACCGACGAUGUAUGAGCGCGUCGUCAUUCUUCAGUCUUUGGCUUGCUCUCAAGACACACAGUUUAUUUCAACAUAUCUCGCAGAAACCUUGGCCUCCAACGGCCCCUAUAGCACUGAGGACAGGAACAGGAUCUUCAAGGCCAUAGUGGAGUCCAGCACGGACAACGCUGGCACUGCUCUCAACUGGCUCUCACGGAACACUGCUAACGUGAGAACAAUGUAUGGAGGAGCUGAGAAAUUGGAAGACAUCGUUUGGCAUAUGUCUGAAUACUUGGCGGGUGGUGACCUGUCCAUAGACUACCAAAACUGGGCGAACUCCAUCAACAGCGACCUCAAUGAUUCUGAAAUGGCCGCCCAAAGCGCCCUAAACCUCAUCAUCGAAAACUUGAGUUGGGAACAGCAACAUCUCGAAUACGUUUACGAAUGGAUUGACGAAAACGAUGCGCCUACGCUCGUCGUUUCUAUGGUAUUGAUAUUAGGGUCGUGUUUGCUUACGAUUUUUAAUCAUUGAAGGUGUCUAAUUUUUCCAAGUAUUAACUAAUUAAGAGUUGCCAGUACAGAGCCGCCGAAUUCACCUUUUCAUACAAUUGAAUUUACUUGGUAUGAAAAUUGAAGUAACAUAUAGAUAUGCCUGAUUAUUUUUUGUUGCUAGAAAUUGCAACACAGACGAAAUAUAGCGAUUACCUAUAGUUUUUGUAUGUAAAUCUUCUACUUGCUCUGUUUCCUUUGUAUUACAAUUUAUAGCAAUGAAAAAUAAUUUCAGGCAUAGAUAAAUGUUACUUCAAUACAGAGGCGGCUCUAGGCGUGGGCGACGUGGGCCAUAGCCUACGGCCUCGCGGU